AUGAUACUGCAGCAGCCCCUAGAGCGAGGCCCCUCGGGUCGGGCCCAGCGCGACUCCCGGGCUGCCUCAGGGCUGCCUCGGAGCUUGGACGCGAGCCCCCCUCUCCGAGCUGUGCCCAUGAGCACCAAGCGGCGCCUGGAGGAGGAGCAGGAGCCCCUGCGCAAGCAGUUCCUGUCCGAGGAGAACAUGGCCAGCCACUUCUCUCGGCUCAGCUUGCACAACGACCACCCCUACUGCAGCCCCCCCAGGGCCUCCCCCCCAGCCCUGCCCCCACUCAGGAGCCCUUGCUCUAAGCUGCUGCUUUGGCGCUACCCUGGGAAUCUGAUCCCCGAGGCUCUCCGGCUGCUGCGGCUGGGAGACACCCCCACCCCCCACGACCCUGUUACCCCAGCUGGAGACACAAUGGAGUUGUGA
Molecule: messenger RNA, 414 nt
Organism: Orycteropus afer afer
Lineage: Eukaryota; Metazoa; Chordata; Mammalia; Tubulidentata; Orycteropodidae
Gene: HCFC1R1
Product: host cell factor C1 regulator 1
Exons: 4
Coding region: 1-414 (137 amino acids)
Source: RefSeq, a predicted model, not a curated record